This is a messenger RNA of Trichophyton verrucosum HKI 0517, 426 nucleotides long. RefSeq lists its product as uncharacterized. The annotation marks the transcript as partial. The record is from RefSeq and is a predicted model, not a curated record. NCBI's taxonomy places the organism in Eukaryota, Fungi, Ascomycota, Eurotiomycetes, Onygenales, Arthrodermataceae. The transcript has a single exon.
CAGUUCCUCGCUGGUCGAGACGCUGACUUGGCGCCGUUGCCAGGCCAGCGAGCAAGCAACGGGCAGACAUGGAUCGAGACGCAGGACGAGGACGGGAAUGUCAGUCACUCUGCGCUGACUGUCGACCGCUUCUCUGCUCGCCUGCAGCUCUCGUCUUCUCUUCCUCCUCCCACCGUUCCCAUCGCAUGGCCAGCCUCUCGACGACGGCCUGACCUUUCGAUCUCGACCGCAACCCCAGACACCCCUUGUGCGAGCCAGGUAAACAACAACAACAACAACAACAACAACAACAACAACAACAACAACAACAACAACAACAACAACAACAACAACAAGAACAACAACAACACCUGCAGCAGCGGCAGCCACACCACAAGCUUACAAGAGCCAGCAGAAGGGCCUCAUGAAUUAUUAGGCCGGAUAUAA